AUGAUGAUGGCGACUAUCAUCCUAAUUUUCUCAUUUAUCUCCUUCGAUACAAUGCGGCAGAUCAUCGGUCAUUCCCUGGAUUUCGACACCCCACCGUCGACGAACAUGGCCCUGGCGGUGAUUGGGGGCACUGUGGCCGUCUGCGUGGUUCUUUCAUUUGUGCACAUAUGGCAGGCUGUUAUCAUCUAUAGGUGUCUGGAGUACUACGAGGCCGAAUACAGCAGUCUGGACGAUCUGUUCUCACGAGCUAACCCUACGGUGCUGGAGUCAAGGUUUGAGGGUACUGACAGCUGCCAUUCCAGAGCAUUCGAUGGCCAGUAUCACUGA
Molecule: messenger RNA, 327 nt
Organism: Ostertagia ostertagi
Lineage: Eukaryota; Metazoa; Nematoda; Chromadorea; Rhabditida; Trichostrongylidae
Source: the annotation of a GenBank genome assembly